GAAGACAAAUCAAGUGGCAAGAGGAAGACCAGAAACAUGACGAACACGCUGUCUGGAAUGAACUCCUGAUGAAGGAGGUGCUGCCAUAGGCAUACCUCAUGAUUAUUCAAGAUGCUAUCAAACUUGCACAAGAGUCCAUUCUGCCUGUGUCGUCCGUGUACGAUCUGUGGCCAGACAUCGGCCAGAUAAAGCACAAAGAGAAAUGGUACGCUGUUGCUCUGGAUGUUCUUCAACACUUAUUCAGACAUAACGUGGCUGUCCUGUCUCUCGCGAAAGAUGAGAGAAUGUUCAUCACUCCGUCAGAGGCGGUGUUCCCCUGUAAUGGUCCAACAAGCCCUGACAUAUUGGCUGCCAUUAAAAGGACUUUGGUUUCCUGUGGAGAAAAUCUUGUCACUUUACCAGGGACUGUUGCAAGAGCUAUACAUGAGGCCUAUUCACAGCUCAGCACCCUAAAACAUGUGACUCCAGCUUUCCUAAGGGACACUCUGCGCAAGACUGGUGUGCACACCAUCUCUAAAGACGACAAACUCUGUCUUUUGGAGUACGCUCUGAGCGAUGGAAGAUACAGAGAACUCGAGGGUCUUCAGCUGCUUCCACUCAGCGAUGGCUCUUUCAGAUCUUUCACAAACAGAGAGGAGGACACUGCUCUAAUUGACAGCAAUGAGUUUCCAAGAGUCCUGCUACCAUGCUGCAAACACCUCUUCAUCCUAGCUGAUCUCAGUCCAGACUGCAAUGCCCACCUGAAACAACUGGCCAGAAAAAACUUAUUCAAGGUCAGCAACAUUGAUGCACACCAGGUGGCUGAAUAUACAAGGAGGUAUCUGCCACAGGAAUGGAAGCAGAUGGGGACAGAGCUUGUUACCUGGGACAUCAGCAACAGUCAACAUCCACCCUUUGAAUGGCUCCAAGAGUUCUGGAAGUUUCUCAACACUCGCUUCAAAGAGUUAAGUAAUUUCACUGGACUGCCAUUAAUACCAGUCAGUCCUCUGUCUGUCAGUCAGCCAGUAUCACUAGCAAGACUACAGAAGAACACCACCCUCAUUUUUCAGAAAAGCAAGCAGAUUAACUUGCCAGACCAAAUAGCUCAGUUGGUGAACAAAGUCGGUGGCACAGUGGUGAGAGGAAACGAGUGGCUCAAGCAUGAAGACUUAGACUCUUACGUGCUGUGCCCAUCUCCAAGGAGUGUCAUGAAAGUCUUGGCGAAUUUAGAUUCUCAGGAUCUUAUCAGAGAGCUCAAGACUACCUCUCGGAGAGCACGAGAAGAACUGAAAGAUUAUCUCUCCCGUCUGGAUUCUCUCUCAGUCAGUGAGAAAGAUUUACUCUCAAAGUUGCCUCUGUUUGAAACCAUGAAAGGCUCCAGUGUUGCAGCUCAAUCGAAACAGGCUGUUCUUCUCAUUUCUGGCCUAACAAUACCAACAGAGUUCCCCAUGCCUGAGUCAGUUGUGCAGUGCACAACUGAGGCUGAUCGCAGACUGUUACGGCUGCUCAAAGUUAAACUCUUGGACACAGCUGAAGCAGCCACUCUCCUCAUUGGCUGUAUUGAGAAGGGGGCUUGCAGAAAAGAAGACACUGAGAAAAUCAUGACUUGGAUUUUACAGCAUGGUACUAUCCUUUUCUCUCAAAACCAGACCUUGAAAUGCAAAUGUAUGGACCUGAGGUUCAUUGAAAUGAAUGGAGAGCUGAGAAAAGCCUCAAGCUUUUUUGAUCCAACUGUUCAAACUUUUAAAGUAAUUUUUGAGUCAGAUUUCUUCCCCCCAACUUCAUACACUCAGACAUCGCAGAUGCUUAAAAGUCUCACAGAUCUGGGAUUGCUAAAUAAAGAAGUGGAUGUGUCACCGGAGCACUUGUUGCGUGCUGCCACACUGAUUGACAAACUGGAUGUUGACUCUCAUGCCGAGGCUCUCAAAAGGGCACACGUGCUCCUGAAAAUGUUGGAUACGAAUGAUCUACUGUCAAAGUUUUCUCACGACCAGCUUCAGUGCCUCAAAAUGCUAAAAUGGGUCCCGUGCACAAAAUCCCCUGAUGACAAAAAACACUGCAAUGACAAAUCUCAGAAAAGUUGUUUCUUCUGUCCAGAUGAAAUAAGACAUUCUAUGUAUGAGAACAUUGUUGGGCAUGUAAUGCCUCUGGUGGGAAAGUUCAGUGACAGAGUUGCCAGCAAACUUGGCCUCAAACGCCUACCCCCACCUGAAAAAGUGAUAGAGAAUUUAGCAGUCUUGACAUCAAAAGCACAGACAAUGGCUGAUCCUGACACAAAUGUGGAUUUCAAAAGGAAGCUGCGUAGCAUUUAUGAACACAUGCAAGACCACAUCUCUGAAUUUGCAACAGUGAUGAGCAAGGACACUCGCUGGUUGUGGAGCCACGACCAGUUUGUAUCAGCACAGGAUCUGGUUCUAGACUAUCCACGCAAUCUAGAUCUGAGCUCCUACAUUGGCAAAGUGCCGAAAGAAUUUCUACCAUACAAGAGGUUGCUCCAGAAAUUUGGCCUGAGAACAUCACUUUCAGAUGAAGAAAUUGUUGGCAUUCUUCAUUCUAUCCAGCAAACCAUUGAAGACAGGCAACAGCCAUUUGCAAGUUCCUCUGAGAUAAAAGUGUCAGUGGAAAUUCUUAACUGGCUGUGGAGAGAGAGGAAGACAGUUGAAGAUGACAUCCCAGUGCCAGUCCUCACAGAGGGUGAACAGUAUACCCUUAAACCACUGUCAACAGCAGUCUUCUGUGAUGUAAGCAAAAAUGGGUUGAAUGAGCUGAAUUACAGCCAGGAGGAAAUUCAUCUCGUACAUGAGGAAAUCCCAAAAGCAGCAGCUGAAUGGCUGAACAUCCGAUUUCUCAGUACCUACAUCCUGGAUCCGGAGUUAGUCGGAAUCGAACAGUGCGGACAAUCUGAACCGAUAACAACGAGGAUUAAAAACAUUCUCAAAGAGUAUGAUGAAGAAAGUGACAUCUUCAAAGAGCUCAUUCAAAACGCAGAGGAUGCUGGGGCAGAAGCUUGUAAAUUCAUGGUGGAUUUCAGAGUGCACAAAGAUACUCCUGAAAGUCUCAUUGACCCUGACAUGAUCCUUUGUCAGGGCCCUUGUCUUUGGGCAUUUAACAAUGAGCAGUUCACAGCUGAGGACUGGGCAAAUAUUGUCAGAGUUGGCUCUGCCUCGAAGGAAAACAAGGUGGAGAAAAUUGGAAAGUUUGGACUUGGAUUCAAUACUGUGUAUCAUGUGACAGAUGUUCCUUCUAUCCUCAGUGGCAACAGUCUUCUCAUACUUGAUCCAAACGUAACUCACCUGAAGAAGCACAUCAAACAUAAAACAAAUCCUGGAAUCAAGCUGAAUCUGAGUCAGCAGCGACUUUUUCAUUGUUUUCCUGGUCAGUUUGGACCAUAUGAACGCAUUUUUGGUUGUAAUUUCACCAAACAAAGUCCCCCUAAACCCUAUCAGGGCACUCUGAUCAAACUACCUUUCCGAACUGAAGAAGAGGCUCACAAGUCGGAAAUAAGCACAAAGGUGUAUCACAAACACAAUAUCAUUACUUUUCAACAGCACUUCACAGAGAAUUCCCGAAUUCACCUGCUGUUUCUGAGGAACAUAAAAACAUUAUCUCUGCAAAGUUUAUCAAAAGAUGUAUCAGCUCCACCAAGAGAUGAUGAAAUGGAAACCGUCCUCACCGUUUCUAAAAGCACUGUGAGUACAAUGAUGAUUCCUGAUGAAACCAAUGUGUCAAAGCAGCGUCAAGCUGAGAAAUCAUUGACGAAACUUGAUGGAAAAUGCAAAGAGGUCAUUGACUGCUGCACAGUCAGCAUUGUCCAGAUAACCAGUCAGCUAUCUGGUGUUACUGAAUCCCAGUCCUGGCUCGUGUACAACUGCUUUGGGACACAUCAGUCUUUAAAAAUGGCCCUUCAAGAAAACAAGCAAGCCAAGUUCUCUUUGCCCAUUGGGGGGAUUGCUGUGCCUUUGCAAAAUGAUCCAGAAACUGGGAAACUGGCCUCAUUACAAACAGAUCUUGUUGGACAGGCAUUUUGCUCCCUUCCUCUUUCCAUUCACACUGGUCUCCCAGUCAAUGUAAAUGGAACGUUUGCUGUGACGAGCAACCGAAAAGGUCUGUGGGAGAGUGGCGUGAAACAUGACUGGAACAAAGCCCUUCUUCAGGAUCCUGUAGUGACAGCGUAUGUUACUGUACUCCUGGUGCUAAAGAAAAUGUCUGAAAAAGAGCAACUGGAGACUUACAAUUAUCACACCUUCUGGCCUAACAGAGAGAAAGUGAGCGAAACUUUCAAGCCAUUGGUGGAUGCCUUUUACUCCAUCCUUGCCCAGACCUCCACUGGUCCAGAGCUCUUUAGUGAUGGAGAACAUUGGUGCUCAAUGAACAGUGCCAUAUUUCUACACGAGAGCAUUGAAGAGGAUAAAGACAUCAGUACACUUGCAGUGCAGGUGUGCAAAAAGCAUGCAAAAGCACCCAACCAUGUUGUCCCACUUCCACUGUGGUUGAGAAAUUGCUUCAAACAGGCUGGCCUAGCAAAGGUUUUACAGAGCAGAACAUGGGACUGGGAGAAGUUUUACCAGGAAGCAGUGUUUAACAACCUUGGUACCAUGGAUCCUAAGAGUAGAGAUACUCUUGUGCUGCACGCUAUUGACCUUAAUAUCAAAGAAAUUGACAAUCUACUGGUUUGCUAUCCAUGCAUCCCCACAAAAGGCGGACAGCUCCAGUAUAUCAAGAAACUUGUGAAUCCGUCAGGGAAAGUGGCCUGUCUUUUUGAACCACAAGAGGAACGCUUGCUCGGUGGAACCAAAAAUGACUUUUGCUCCCCAAAGAGGAUUCAGCGCUUGUUGGAACUUGGAAUGGCAAAUGACCAUCUUCCAAUGGAUGAAAUCACAGAGAAAGCAGGCACGAUCAACAAAACCUGGAGCACUGACAAAAAGAAAGCAUAUGUGCAUUUGAAGUGCCUUCUUGAACUUAUGAAGAAUCACAUGAAUGACAAAUUCUCUCCUCACUGGGAAACACUGAGGAUGACUGAAUUUCUCCCAGCAUUUUCCCCGGGUGAUACAAAAAUGGAAAGAAAUGUAACAUUAAGAAGGCCCAUUGAUAUCUUCAGUGACAAAUGCUCCCUACUCGUUAACAUGACACAAGCUGUGCUGGAUCAUACCAAUCUGAAGAUACACAACACUGAUCCAGUCCUACAAAUUUUGGGAGUUCAUGACAGUCCAAGCCCAGAGAUUGUUCUUCAGCAGCUGCAAGUAACAUAUGAACAAUCUCAAUCCAUUGACAGCUCCGUGCUUCUCAAAAUAGCCAGUGAAUGCUACAAGUUUCUGGAUCAGUGGCUCUAUGAUUCUGGGAAUUCCAGUUUCAUUUCUGAGAGGGCAAAUUCAUUCCCAUUCAUUCUUGUCGGAAGUACAUUUGUAAAUGUGAGCCGCGUUGCAGAAACUGGGCAAUUUGAAGCAAAGCCCUAUCUGUAUGUACUUCCACCUGCCUUUGCUAGUUUCAGGAGUCUCUGGGAAAGUGUAGGCGUUGAAAAAUGCUUCACAAUCCAUCAGUUUCAAACCGUGCUCCAGGAAUUGCACUCUCGGCAUGGCAACAAGCAGCUGCCAAAGAGCGAUCUAUCAAUUUGCAUCACAAUUUUAAACACAGGAAUAUAUGAGGCCAAAGACAAAACAACGGGUGACUGUCUGAUACCCAAUGAACAUGGUGUUUUACAACCUGCAAGUGAGAUGUUUUACAAUGACAGUGCGUGGAUGCCAGUCGCCUCAGGUGUCACAUUAUGCCAUGAGAAAAUUCCACGUGUUACAGCUCGCUACUUUGGGAUCAAAACUACCAGGCAUCAUACUCUGCAAAACCACACAGUUAAUACCAUUUCACCAUUAGCUUUUCAGUUUGAACAGCAGGAACAACUAACUGUUCGAAUUAAAAACAUAAUUUCAGCCUAUCCAUCAAAGAAGGAUAUCCUUAAAGAGCUCAUCCAAAAUGCUGAUGAUGCAGAGGCAACGGAAAUUCACUUUGUUUGGGACAAACGACAGCAUGGCAAAGAAAAAACAUUUGGGAAGAAGUGGAACCAUCUGCAGGGCCCGGCACUGUGUGUGUUUAACAACAAAGUGUUUUCUGAUGCUGACCUGACUGGCAUUCAGCAGCUGGGAGAAGGAGGAAAGCACAACUCUCCAGGGAAGAUAGGAAAAUACGGAGUGGGAUUCAACUCUGUUUACCAUCUCACUGACUGCCCCUCGAUCCUCACUGGAGAUGAAUUACUGUGCAUUUCUGAUCCCAAUCAAAAGUACAUUGAAAGUUAUUCAGACAAAGCACCACAUGGCAUCGGCUACAAACUAGCUGAGACUUUCAAGAACAUGUACAUGGAUGUCUACAAAUCCUUUCUCCCUGACAAAUUUCCUCUUAAAGAGGGCACCAUGUUCAGAUUACCUCUAAGGAUGGGUACCAUGGCAAACAGCUCAAAAAUAUCAAAGCAGGGAGUCACUGAUCAUGACAUGAAAGAACUGUGCUCUGCUCUCUCUGAAGAUCCUGAAGGACUAAUUCUGUUUCUGAAAAACAUCUGCAAAAUCGAAGUCCAUGAAAUCGAUGAACAUUCAGGGACACUCAAAACCAUUUUUGUGGUUGAAAAAAGUCUACCACAGACAAGCAGAGAAGAAAAAGAUGCUUUUGUAAAGCUUCAACAAAAUGCACUACAAUCAGAGAAGCCAGUAACACCACACAAUACCAUUUAUGGAACCAUGAUUUCAACCUCUGACAAAAGACAAACUAAAUGGAUCAUUGCAGAACAGUUUGGCUCAUUCAAAAAGAGUGGAGAAAGAGACGUAACACUACCACACAAACUACCCCAAGCAGCAGUAGCAGCGCUUGUGAGCUCCAAGAUCUGCAAGAGUCCAGCACCAUCCAGCCAUAUGGAUUUCAAUGGAGAAGCCUUUUGUUCACUUCCUUUGCCAGGAAAAACUGGACUACCAGUGCACGUCAAUGCAAACUUUGAGGUAGAUUCUGCCAGGAGAAGCCUUUGGAAAGAAGAUGGGCAAAGUGUAAAAUCUAACUGGAAUGAAUUUCUGAAACAGAAUGUCAUCGCUCCACUGUAUGCAGAUCUCCUUCAUUACAUCAGCUGUAACAUUCCACGUAAGAAAGUCUCUCUUGCAUAUAUUGAGUUACACUUGAGUAGCUCAUACUUGCGUUUUUGGCCAGCUGUGUCCAAAGAUGUUGUUAAGGAUUGGCAUGAAAUGAUACAUGAGGUAUACAGAUCAAUCAAAGAAAGAGGCCUCAAUGUAAUUCCAGUGAUGAGGAGUUCAACAUGUCUAACUGCAAACCGAGAAUUUAAGGAGUAUUCUUUUGACUGGUGUAAUGUCAGAGAAACUGAGUCAACUAAGGCACCUUACCUGACACACUCAGUAAGUGACGAGAUUAAUCCCAUUUUGGAAGAUCUUGGAAUGACAUUGGUUCCUUUUUCCAUGAAAAUGCAAAAAGUUUGGAGCAGUUUCAAAUCUGCUGGCAUCAAUGUGAAAGAUGUGACUCCUUCAACUGUGCAAACUUUCCUGAGAGAGAAGCCCCUCAGUGACCCAGCCCAAACAUCUAGGGAUUUACCCCUGCCCAUAAGUGCCACUCUGAUCAGAGAUGAAACCAGGUGUUCAAAGCUGCUGACUUUCUGCUUAAAGGAGUUUGAAAAUGGCUUGAAAAAAGUUACCAAGGACAAUUCCAGCUUACUGAAUGGGCUUCCACUUCUUCUCACAAGAGAUAAAGUUUUGAGAGUGUUUAAUUCCAAAUCUCCCAAACUGAUAUCAGGAUAUGAGAGUCUGUUCUUUGGCUACGAGGACCAAUUUGCAGAUUAUCGAACCAACCAUGGCCACAUAGGUGUUCUCCAAGAUUUCAAUCUUGUCAAAAGUUUGACAGUUCCCUGCGCAGUGAAAUAUCUGAAGCCUGAAAUUCAGCAGCUUCUCCAGAACUGUGAAGUUGAUGCACACAGUGGUCUUCAUGUUCCAAACGAGACAACAUUGAAGUGGUUGAAAUCACUUUGGAUGUUUUUAACAAGCCAGAUAAUACCUACUACAAGUAGUAGUGGAGAACAAAGUCUGACAUUAAGUGAUGUGAGGCAGCUCUUCAGUGACUGCUGCAUUUUGCCUGUUGUGUGUCCAAGGUUGAACAACAAGCACUUCCUCCAAACAAUGAAAGACAUGCCAAGUGUGAUUCACUUCUCCUCAGAAAGAGACAUAUCAGGCAUCCUCUUUAAACUUGGAUUUAUGAAGCUUGACAGUGUAUUCUUCUCUGAGAUACAUGUAGACCGACAUCUACAUUCACUUCUACACCCUGAACUCAUGGAUGUGAAUGAUAAAAGCUCUGUUUUGGACCAGGUCUACAACAUAAACCACUCAGAGUUUUCCCAGCUUUCCAAUGAUGAGAUGAAAGAGCUCCAGCGUUUCCUCCAGGAUGGAGUAUCCAAGUGCAAAGACAAUCAAGACUACCAGAGAAAGCUCAAAUCCCUACCAUUAUUUGAAACAAUACAUGGUAACCGGGUGAGGAUUGAUGGACCUAAAGAGGUAUUUAUCCUCAGCAGCAUGCAUUCAGUGACAUUUCCAGAUUUGUUCAUCCUGGCCCACAGCAAGAGCAUUUUUCUCCGAAACAAUCCAGAAAACUGCAGUCUGUCACAAAUACUGAAUAUCCAAACUCUGACUGACUUGGAGUAUUUCAUGAAGUUCAUUCUGCCAGUUAUACACACACUCAAAGAGAGUCAGCUGCUUCAAUGCCUCAAACUGCUGAUGUCACUACAACAUGAUUUCUGUUAUUCCAAGUAUAAGGACAAAAUCAUCUCCUCAAUGAAGACGGUGAAAUUGAUUUGCAAUUCCCAAGGCAGAUUGGAGACAGCGUCAUACUACUUUGAUAAGGGUGUCGAGCUGUACAAGAAAAUGUUGCCCAAAGAGAGAUUUGUGCCUGAGAGAUUUUGGACUGAGUUGUGUAAAGGAAAUCCAGAAUCAGUAAAAACACUAAAGGAGUUACUCAGAGAACUUGGAAUGAAGCAUGUUGUGUCAAAAGAUGACAUAAUAAAUUUUGCAUACCAGGUAGAAUCAGAAGUAAAAACAGACUGUCAGCUUGACGAGUUGAAACUGAAAUCAUCAUUAGUUUUCAGAGCAGCCUUGAAUAUUGUGAGUAACGACAAAAACAAAGAGGAGAAGUUGCUGGAGGACAUAGCUGACAUCAAGUUCAUUUUUCCCGAGAAAAUUGACAAAGAACUGUGCAACUACCACCAACCAUUUGCUGCUGAGAGAACUGCCGUCAAAAUCAGAGGAUCUUUGAUUGAAAGCGAUCCCAAGCAUCAAGAACUGAUCUGGUCUUCAAUGCCAAUUAUACAUCUACCAGUUUAUAAAACAGCGAAGCUCCUGAAAAUGAUGAAAAAUGCAGGAGCUCAUGAGCAACCACCUCCGGAGAGUGUAACCAGUAACAUGAGCAACAUCUGUCAGUCGCUUUGUAAAACUGACCACUUGAUCAAAACCCGUGCUAACGUGUUUCGAAGUUCAUAUGCCUUCCUGCAAGCAAACAGGUUUGAAGGACAACCACUGGCUGGGCUUCCUGUUGUGUUGGUUGAAAAAGACACAGAACUUGUGAGGACUGAUGAUGCGUGUCUUUCACUCCCUCAUGACCUAGAGUUCAGACCGUAUCUGUACAGCAUUUCUCCAAAGGAUGUCCUGUUCGCAGAGUUCUUCAAAAAAAUUGGUGUAAAGGACAAACCUUCUGCAGUGCACUAUUGUAAUGUUCUGGCAGCAGUUUAUGCUGAUUCCUGUGAUAAACCACAGCUAAACCCAAACCAACAGAUAACCGUGAAACGUGCUGUUCACCAGUUGUUUCGCUUGAUCAAAGCUCAAGGAAAGCAGUCCCAUGUUGACGAUGUGAAGAGUUUGUAUCUCCCUGCAGUAGAUGGUAAAUUAUACCCGUCAUCCACACUCUACUACAACGACACAGUGUUUGAGAUCAAAAGGUUAGAAGGUGCGCUGAAGAAUAAGUUCCUGUUGAUUGAGAGGCUCAGUGAAUGUCAUCUGGGCAGUGACAGGUUUGAGCAUCAUCAGUUGCUGCAUUUGCUGCCUCAGAAAUUUCUGCCUAAAAUGCUGUCAAAAUUCACUGAGGAGAAAGUUGAGGAAUUAAACAUGCAGCUUUGUGAGCUUGAGCCCGACUGUGAAUUUAGUGGAUGGUUUGAGAGACAUUUGUCCUCAGUAGCAUUCAGACAUGGAUUAAUUUGUCUUAUCAGAGAACAGUCGAAGGGAGAAAUAACACAAGAAGAUGCCGCUGGCAUGUGUAAGAAGACUUUCGGCAGUAUUCAGAUUGUCUGCUGCAAAAGCCUGGAAACAAAGCUCUGGCUGGACAAACAGCCACUACACAAAACUGCCACUGAAACGGAUGUCUACGUCAAACAAGGGCAACAAGGUUGCAUCUUUUACUUAAAGCACAACAAUGACAUGGUCCCUAAGGUAAUAAAUGAUGUCAAUAUGACUUUGACAGAGGUGAUUAAUGUUCUUUUAGGUAACAAGAUUGCAUCAAUUCACCUUCAAGUCCUGGGACAACUUCUCAUGUGUGACACUCUGAAAGAUGUUCAGAAAACUCUGGCUAAGAAUGGGAUCCAUGACAGUGCUGAAACAGAAAGCUCUGUCCUCAAUCCACCACCCCCCGGGACAGAUAUUCCAGUCAAGUGGCAUGACUCCUUAGACAUGAACGUCCUCAAUAACUUUGAAGAGGGGGAAUAUGUUGGCUACAGCACUAACAACAAGUACAUUUAUGCAGUUAUUGUCGAAGAACUGCCUGGGCACUCUGGACCAUAUUCACUGCGAUACAGAAUUGAAAUCGGACAGGAUGAGCCAAUUGAAGUCAGUUGUCUUGACCUGUAUCAGUUUAAACGACAAAAGAAACCAGAAGCUAAAGGGAGGACUGCAUCUGCUGAGGCUUCCUGCAUGGAACUGGAGCCACUAGCAGGAGCUGUGCCACAUUCUUCCCAACCAUCAGCUGAAAGUUCUUCAUCUGCAAGAUCUUCACCGACCUCUAUUGAUGAAGCUAAAAGGGAAAUUGACAAAUGUUUGGAAGAGAUCUGGACUCUUCCUAAGGAGGAGAGGCAUAAAGCCAUCAAACGACUGUACCUGAGAUGGCAUCCUGACAAAAACCCCGAAUGCCAGCUUCUCUCCACUGAGGCAUUCAAAUACCUGCAGAAUCGAAUCGAUGAGCUCAACAAAGGCAAAGGCAGUGGCAAAACUGCAGGCUCGUCCCAUUCAAGGGGAAAUUCAGAUUUUAGAGACUUCUAUCAGCAGUGGAAUCAGGAGGCCAGACAUCACAGAACUAGCCGAGAGAGAUUCUCUACAGGCCACCAGUCCUACAACUUCUGGACCCAUAAUGAACAUGUCCCGAGGCCAAACAGAGAGGAGGCCCGACGCUGGUGUAAACAGGCUCGCUGUGAUCUCAAUGCAGCUUACAAAGACGCUGGUGGUGGGAGUACAGAGUGGUGUCUUUUCAAAGUCCAUCAAGCAGUGGAAAAGUCUCUCAUAGCUGCAGAGUACAAAAGAAAUGGUCAGCAUCCCACCAGUAGCUCCAUUUCAGUCAUAGCUGCACAAGUUUCGCUUUACAACGCCCAACUGAGAGGUCUGCCUCAAAUUGUGGAAAAGCUGAAGACGCUGGGAGUAGACGCCAAAAAGACUCAGUAUCCCAACUGCCAUCCAUUUCCCCAUAUUCCAAAUGGACAGUUCAAAUCAGAGAAUGAACUGUUAGCACUGAACAAAGCAUCUGAGCUUCUCUGUAAAAUCGAGGCAUAUGUGAAUUAGGGAUUUGAGAAGAAGAGACAAGUUGGCAGUUGACUUUUUUAACACGUUAAAAAUGAUGUGAUAUUGAAACACAAGCAAUUCCAUAAUUUCUUCUGCAGGACAAAUAUAAGAAUGAUAUGACUGUUAUGAAUAUUCUGAAAUGAAAAGGUUUGUUUUGUUAAUGACUCUACUGAUUGGCAAUCAAUGUAUCACUAUAUGAAUUUGUUAUGAAAAUGCAAAUCUCUAAGUAUUUUGUGCAUUGUAGUAGACAUUUAUGACUGCUCACUGAGGACGAGUAUAAUCAGUGUAUUACCUUAUUAUGAAAAUUCAAGUUUUUUUUGUCCCAUUGUUGUACACAUUUAUAAUUUCUUCCUGACCUAUAUAAUCACUAUGUUACUUUCUUAAAAAUAUGUAAAUAUCAAAAGUCUUUUUGCAAUGUUUCUGACUGCUGACUGGGGACCAUUAUAAUCAGUGUAUUACCUUAUUAUGCAAAUGCAAAUUUUGAAGCAUUUUCAAUGUGGUAAACAUGACUGCUCAGUGAUGAUCAAUAUACUGUUACUUUCUUAUGAAAAUGCAAAUAGCAAAAGGGUUUUUUUUAAUGUUGUAAACAUGUAUCGCUUCUCAUCGAUGAUCAGUAUAAUUACUGUUACUUUCUCAUGAAAAUGCAAAUGUCAAAAGUUUUUUUGCAGUUUGUUAACAUUUAUGACUGCUCACUGAGGACCAGUAUAAUCAGUGUAUUACUUUAUUAUGACAAUGCAAAUAUUGUUGAAUAUCAUAAGUUUUUUAGCAAUGUUGAAAAGGGACCUGCUCACUGAUGACCAACAUAAUCACUAUAGUAUUUUGUUUAAAAAAUGUACCAUAAUUUUUUAUUUUUUAUUUUUUGCUAUGUAAACAUUUAGAGCUACUCAGUAAUUACCAAUCGAAUCACUGUAUUACUCUCUUACAAAAAUGCAAAUAUCAGAGUUUUUUUUCGUUUUGUUUUUCGUGUUGUUGUCGCUGUAUGGCUUUGUUAUGGUUUGUUAUCAUUUACAACUACUGAGGAUCACUAUAAUCGCAGUAAAAAAAAUGUUUUGGGAAAUGCAAAUAUUAAUUAAAUUAGAGGUAUUUUGUCACCAUAAUUCAUUUUGUUACAGUAGUAUCAGCUUUUACCUUCUGAAAUUAACAAAAAUAAAUAAAAUAAUGAAAUGAAA
Molecule: messenger RNA, 12925 nt
Organism: Chelmon rostratus (copperband butterflyfish)
Lineage: Eukaryota; Metazoa; Chordata; Actinopteri; Chaetodontiformes; Chaetodontidae
Gene: sacs2
Product: sacsin
Exons: 3
Coding region: 99-11756 (3885 amino acids)
Source: RefSeq, a predicted model, not a curated record